Molecule: messenger RNA, 810 nt
Organism: Arachis ipaensis
Lineage: Eukaryota; Viridiplantae; Streptophyta; Magnoliopsida; Fabales; Fabaceae
Source: RefSeq, a predicted model, not a curated record
AUGAAGAUUAGGGUGUUUUCUGAACUCGUGAAUAAGAGUAGGGUGGCUGAGGAGUGUGUGAGGAAGGCGGCAGCAGAGAAGGGAAGCAUGAGGAUGCCGUUCCAGAGGACUCCAGGGAAGAAUUUCGCACCAAGAGGCAGAAAUUUCAAGCGUGGCGGCUUUGUCCCUCAAAACAAUCAGGGGCAGGGCAACUUUAGAAGGCCGAAUGCUAAUACUAAUCAAGGAAAAAGGCAUCUGGCUGGGAAUUGUUCAGAGAAGAAGAAAUAUGAGACCGGAAGGGUACAGCAACCGGGGAGAGUUUAUAUCACUUCUGCAGCAGGUGCUAAGGGAUCUGAGACACUGAUUAGAGGUAACUGUGAAAUAGCCGGUAAAGUUUUAAGUGCAUUGUUUGAUUCUGGAGCAACACAUUCAUUUAUUGCAUUUGAAAAGGCUGAUGAGUUAGGAUUGAAAAUAGUGGUCUUGGGUUAUGAUUUAAUGGUGUAUAAUGCUACCCAUGAGGCUAUGGUGACUACGUUAGGAUGUCCACAAGUUCCGUUUCGAGUGCAACAAUGUGAAUUCGUGCAUGAUCUAAUUUGUCUUCCGAUGACUGAUUUUGAUCUCAUUUUAGGACUAGAUUGGUUGUCCAAAAAACAUGUCUUUCUAGAUUGUUUUGAGAAAUCAGUAUGCUUUAUGCCGGAAGGGUCAGAAGCGCCUACCGUGGUAAAUCAUUAUUAUUUGAAAUCUAUGAAUGUGAAUUGUUCUGGGACUGAAUGCCAGAGUAUCAUGCUAUUAACUGCGGGGGUUUCGGGUGAUGAUCAACGACUGGAGUAG